AUGCCAGAGGAUGCUGGUAUUUGUUUUUGUCGUGCCCAACCUGACAAAAACAUUAUCACUUGUAGUAACAGUGAGUGUCCUUACAACGACUUUCAUAUUUCUUGUUUGGGCCAAGAGUCAGUGACAUUGCCCAAAACAUGCUACUGUCCACAUUGUAGCAGACUUCCACAGUUUAAGCGCAAAAGGGGCAAAUCACAUGCACAGCAUAAAAAUGAACAGAAUGCUGUCAACAAGAAAGCACUACUAUUUGACAAAGUCUGUGUUUGUGAAGUAAAAGCUACAGUGGAACCCCGCCUUACGACCACCCCAUUUAUAAGACCACCUCGUUAUUACGACCAUAUUCUUUCAAACCAAACGUAACAACCAUUGAGUCAUUUUAUUAUUUUGAAGACCCUGUUAAUGCGACCACCUCGUUAUUACGACCAGGA
This is a messenger RNA of Porites evermanni, 428 nucleotides long. The record is from the annotation of a GenBank genome assembly. NCBI's taxonomy places the organism in Eukaryota, Metazoa, Cnidaria, Anthozoa, Scleractinia, Poritidae.